UAAAAAAAAAUGUGUAUAUGACAAAAAGCUAAGGGAAAAUGAGGAGAGAGAGAGAGGGAGAGAUUCCUUUGUCCCUCUGCUCUGCUUACAACUGUUCUUUCCACAAAUUUUCAAUCCUUUUCUGAUUUCUCCAUCUUCUUCUCUUCCCUUCUAAUCACUCUCCGAGUUUUCUUCCUCCUCCUUCCUUCUUACUGAUGAUCUGAUGGAGCACAAGAUGAGGAAGGUGGGUUAGCCAUUAGGGCUGGCUGGGGGCCAAAAGUUGUAACGAUGGUGAUCUCCCAAACGAAUGCUUGCUUGGUCUUCUAAUUCCAGUUAGGUAACAUAUUGGUGGCUAUUUUGCUUGCAGUGGAGCUUUUAUUAUUACUGUGGUGUUGGUUAUUAGUUUUGGAGUCAUAAAUGGAUGAUAGCGGGCAUCGGGAGAAUGGAAGGCACAAAGCAGAGCAGUAUAAGUCAGCUCAGGGUCAGUGGAUGAUGCAGCAUCAGCCAUCAAUGAAGCAGAUAAUGGCAAUAAUGGCUGAGAGAGAUGCAGCCGUUCAAGAGAGAAACUUGGCCCUAUCUGAGAAGAAGGCUGCAAUAGCAGAACGAGACAUGGCUUAUCUACAGCGAGAUGCUGCAAUUGCAGAGAGGAACAAUGCUCUAUUGGAAAGAGACAAUGCCAUUGCAACUCUCCAGUAUCGUGAAAACUCCCUCACAAACAACAAUUUAUCAUGUCCACCAGGAUGCCAAAUCGCAAGGGGAGUGAAGCAUAUACACCAUCCCCAGCAACAACAGCAGCAGCAGCAUACACAUCAUCAUGUGCCUCACAUGAAUGAAAGUACCUACAAUUCGAGAGAAUUGCAUGCCAAUGAUGCUUGCCCCGUAUCGUCCCAAGUUGCUUCGGAAUCAACAAAGGUGCGGCGAAACAAGCGAACGAAAGAGGAUAAUAAGACGGUUACAGCACCAAACAAGAAGGUUUCUAAAGCUCCAAGGAAGGUCAAAAGAGAAGCUGAAGACUUGAAUAAGAUAAUGCUGGGCAAGUCACAAGAAUGGAAGGAUGGAAUUGGUAUAGUGAGUGGCGGCGAUGAUCUUAACAAGCAUCUGGUCGUGUCGAAGUCAGAUUGGAAAGGGCAGGAUCUGGGAUUGAACCAGGUUGCCUUUGAUGAAUCCACCAUGCCAGCUCCAAUAUGCUCAUGCACAGGAGUUAUAAGACAAUGCUACAAAUGGGGAAACGGUGGAUGGCAAUCUGCUUGUUGUACUACCACAGUGUCAAUGUAUCCAUUACCAGCAGUUCCCAACAAACGCCACGCCAGAGUCGGUGGCCGGAAGAUGAGCGGAAGCGCAUUUAACAAGCUGCUCAGCCGCCUCACAGCUGAAGGCCAUGAUCUAUCUGCACCAGUUGAUCUUAAGAACCACUGGGCAAAGCAUGGAACAAAUCGUUACAUCACCAUCAAAUAGUCACAAUCGUGGAGUAUUCCAAAGAGUAGAAACAUGAAAGGAAAUGCCAAACCAAGAUUUUCCUUCCAUUUGCAGCAAAUAAUAAAGGGUAGCCUAACAUCCAAAAAUGGGUUUAGGUAGCUAUCUCUAUCUUAUGCAGCUUAAUAUGGUUCAGAACCGCUCCAAGAUUCAGCAAAUUUGUAGGAGAUCCAAGUUUCUAAGAGCCAUGGCAAUGCAAUUCCAUCCUACUUUUGAAGAAAUGUCUGUUGUUUAAGCCCUUCUUCUCUGUAAAGGAUUGUGUUUAUUAUGUUCAGGGUAGUUCUUGGAGCAUUAGAAUAUGGCGGUCAUCAUUUGGUAGUCUGUCGUCUGUAUCAUCUUUCAAAUUGUAUCUGUUGCUUAUGCAUAUCCUUCAAUGAAGCUCAAUCCACUAAGGAAUUCGCUAA
Cucurbita pepo subsp. pepo (vegetable marrow) is the source of this 1856-nucleotide messenger RNA. Lineage: Eukaryota; Viridiplantae; Streptophyta; Magnoliopsida; Cucurbitales; Cucurbitaceae. The record is from RefSeq and is a predicted model, not a curated record.